This is a messenger RNA of Syngnathoides biaculeatus (alligator pipefish), 1216 nucleotides long. RefSeq names its product alkB homolog 7 (gene alkbh7). The record is from RefSeq and is a predicted model, not a curated record. Bases 104 to 811 code for a protein of 235 amino acids. The transcript has 4 exons. Gene Ontology annotation, cellular component: mitochondrial matrix. Gene Ontology annotation, biological process: fatty acid metabolic process; DNA damage response. Lineage: Eukaryota; Metazoa; Chordata; Actinopteri; Syngnathiformes; Syngnathidae.
CUACCCAAAAUGCAUCACGUUUUAAAUAUGGCGUCGUAUGCAGUCGGCUGAGUCGAAGAACCAAAACACUGUUACUUAAACAUAACAGGAACAAGAUUUCAUAAUGGACAAGAAUAUGAAACUGUUGCUGCAUGUGGCGAAAAGUGUCCAUAAUGCCCAUUUUUACAAACGUCCCGGUCGUUACCUGAGUUCUUUGGCAGACAGCGGCCUGAAAGCUGAGGGGGACGGGCCGGCGGUGAUCGUCGGGUCAAGCCGGGCUUUGGUGCGGAGACUCGGGACGCAGGUGGAGGUGAGGACGGCCUUCAUCACCGAAGAGGAGGAGGGCGCCCUUUUGCUGGAGCUGGAACCCGGUUUGAAGAAGAAACGUUACGAAUUUGAUCACUGGGAUGACGCUAUACAUGGGUACAGAGAAACAGAGCGUGUGACGUGGGGGGCAGCAUGCCAGACCAUCUUAGCCCGUGUCAGAUCUGUAGCAUUCGCUUCUGGAAGCUCACUUCUUGGGCCCGUCCAUGUCCUCGAUCUGGAUAAAACUGGCUACAUCAAACCUCACAUUGAUAGUGUCAAGUUUUGUGGCAGCACCAUCACUGGGUUAAGUCUUCUCUCAGAUAGUGUUAUGCGCUUAGUCGAAGUAGACGCUCCCAGUGAGUGGCUGGAUUUGCUGCUGCCCAGACGCUCCCUCUACAUUCUAAGGGACCAGGCCAGAUACAACUUCACUCACGAAAUCUUAAAAGAUGAAGAAUCUUUGUUUAAUGGACAAAAAGUGCCUCGACAGCGACGUAUCUCUGUUAUUUGUCGGAAUCUUCCGUCUUAAAAUGCACUUCCCUUUAGCUGGGCUAUGAAUUCUGCCUGAGCUCCGAGGACAAUGUAAAUGGCCUUUAUUGCUUGUGGUUUCUUUUGUCAACUGCAAUAGCAAUAAUCCAUAUCUUGAAUGAACUGUGUAAGAUGUGUAUUAGAUUAAAAUGCAAUUUGUACAGUAUAAUCAGAAUCCAUAUUUUCAUUUCCCACAACAGGCUCCUUGAAAUGCAAAUUAAAAUAUCUGUUUCUCGAAAACAGUCCCCUGUUAUGUAUUGUCUUGGGAAAAAUAUUCUAUUUGUUGGCUUGUUGACAAUCUUAUUAAAUAUUUGAAUAUUUAAGUGUUGUAAAUUGACAAGUUUAGUCAGAACAAUUAAAAAAAAGCUUUUACUUCAUUAGUAUUGUUAAUUUCAUAAUUUCAAAG